This is a messenger RNA of Thlaspi arvense, 318 nucleotides long. The record is from the annotation of a GenBank genome assembly. NCBI's taxonomy places the organism in Eukaryota, Viridiplantae, Streptophyta, Magnoliopsida, Brassicales, Brassicaceae.
AUGGUUGAUUUUCAUAAUUCCGUCGUCUUCCAAGCUCUUCACUCCGAGGAUAAUUACCUUCGGAUUCAAGAGGACAGGUUGAGCGGAACGGGCUCUUCCUUGGAUAUCUCCACAAAGGAAAACUUGGAGAAGCUUGUUAGUAUUGGAGAGAAGUUGUUGAAGAAGCCGGUUUCGCGGGUGAAUUUGGAAACUGGUUUGUCAGAGCCAGUUAAAAACGGUGGCACAAAUGAGGAAGCUUUGAAAAGGUUUGCAAAAUUACUACCAGAUGAGAGGCGACUCCGCCAGUCAAAAGUGUCCAAACAUCAAGGAGGGGGUUGA